AUGUCCAGGUCCAGGCCCAGGUCCAGGUCCAGGUAUCACGCAUCAGGGCGCCUUCCAAUGAAUAAAGACGUUGCAGAAACAUUCCUUGAGGGAAUUGCCCACGAACAGCAGCAGGAUGUGGAGCAGACGGCCAAAUUGUUAUCCACAGUCUCGCUACCGAAAUUGGUCAGUGCAGGUUUAGCUAUAAACCAUCUUCAAUUGGACAAUGUUAGAACAGGGAUUGGUGGUAAGCUCUAUCUAGAACUAUCGCCAGAUCCAGCAAUUACGAAAGAGUUCAAUUCAGGUUCGUUUAAAGUCGGCGAUAUAGUGAUGGUACAACCGUCAGGCGGUAAGUCAUCGAAGAAAGAUGACUCUGAGAAGUUGGACGCAGUUGUCUCCAAAGUGACAAGCACGCAGAUCAUCCUUGCAGUUGACGAAUCAAAGGACCAGGAUGCGAUGAAACUUUACUCGUAUAACAGAUUGACCAUCGUCAAGACGACAAAUACAAUUACCUAUAAGAGAAUGGAGUCGACCAUGAGGAAACUAGGGGAAUUUGAGAGUUUGCCGGAUAACGUAUUGAUCCAGUAUUUAUUGCACCAGCGAGAGUUCAUUAAGAGAGACCCGGAACCCAAUGUGGUAUUCCACAACGAUAUGCUCAAUGAGUCUCAACAAAACGCCAUUAAAAAUGCGUUGUUUAACGAAAUUUCCAUUAUACAUGGGCCGCCAGGAACCGGUAAGACUCAUACGCUAGUGGAGUUGAUUAAGCAACUAUACGAUAGAGGCGAGAGAGUGCUCGUGUGCGGGCCAUCGAAUAUCUCCGUCGAUACCAUUUUAGAAAGAUUGAACAAAGUGAUUCCUGGUGAUGAGUUGUUGAGAAUAGGGCAUCCCUCUAGGUUACUUCCGCAAGUCUUGUCUCAUUCGCUUGAUGUGAUAUCGAAAAGCGGUGACUCUGGUGCGAUAAUAAAAGAUAUAAUGAAGGAGAUUGAUGACACGAUAGGUAGCGUUAAGAAGAUUAAAUCAAGCAGAGAUCGGAAGAAAGGUUGGCAAGAGGUUAAACUCUUGAGAAAAGAGUUGAGGCAAAGAGAAAAGAAUGGAUUGAUUAAUAUCAUAUUGAAGAGCAAAGUGAUUGUUUGCACGUUGCACGGAUCCAGCUCGAGGGAGCUUCUCCGAGCGUACGAUGUGCAACCCAAACUAUUCGAUACUUUGAUUAUAGAUGAGGUGUCGCAGAGUUUGGAGCCUCAAUGUUGGAUUCCGCUCAUUUCCCACAUUCAAUCAGACAUGCAUAGAUUGAUUAUUGCAGGUGAUAACAAACAACUUGCACCAACAAUUAAAACUGAAGAUAAUGAUAAAGUAAAGAAAUUGCUAAGUACGACUGUGUUUGACAGACUUGUUGAGCAUUAUGGAGACAGCUUCAAAUAUUUAUUAAACAUACAAUACAGAAUGAAUGAAGAGAUUAUGGAAUUUUCCUCCAAGGAGCAAUACGAUGGGAAGCUUCUAGCAGAUAAAUCUGUAGCGAAGCAAACAUUGGCCGAUUUGCCAGAUGUGGAAAGCAAUGACGAUACCAAGUUCCCUCUAAUAUGGUACGAUACAGAAGGAGAUGAAUUUCCAGAAAGAUCUGAUGAAGACGAUAACGAUUCGGAUGAUAGUUUCCACUUGAUGUCAUCAAGGUACAACGAAAAUGAAGCAUACUUGGCAUUGUAUCAUGUUAAUCGAUUGAUUGAAUCAGGAGUAACGGAGGAGAGUAUUGGUGUCAUUUCGCCUUAUAAUUCGCAGGUGUCUCUAUUGAAGAAAUUGAUACAGAAAAAGUACCCCAACAUAGAAAUUUCGACAGUGGACGGAUUCCAAGGCCGUGAAAAGGAAUGCAUUGUGCUAUCCUUAGUUAGAAGUAACCCCAAUUUCGAAGUUGGGUUCUUGAAAGAUGAGAGAAGACUGAACGUCGCCAUGACAAGACCCAGAAGACAACUAUGUGUUAUCGGCAACAUCGAAAUGUUGUCAAGAUCGCGCGUACCAUUUCUUCAGAGAUGGGCCCAAUGGUCGGAGGCUAACUCCGAAAUUAUCUAUCCAGACCCAAGUAUACUUUAUUCAUUAUAUACGUAG
Messenger RNA from Kluyveromyces marxianus DMKU3-1042, 2076 nucleotides. RefSeq names its product ATP-dependent 5'-3' DNA helicase HCS1 (gene HCS1). The transcript has a single exon. The record is from RefSeq and is a predicted model, not a curated record. Gene Ontology annotation, molecular function: RNA binding; ATP binding; DNA binding. The coding region runs from base 1 to 2076 and encodes 691 amino acids. NCBI's taxonomy places the organism in Eukaryota, Fungi, Ascomycota, Saccharomycetes, Saccharomycetales, Saccharomycetaceae.